AUGUCAACGUUAAACUGGUCUUUGUUAAGUAUAGUUCAUUCACUUGAUGAGGUUAAAGUUGUUGCUAAAUCAAAUGGUGUAUGUCAAUAUCGAAUAAAUAAUCUUAAGAAUUCCACAAAAUAUUCAUUUAAAUGUUGUCAAUAUCGCAAAUAUCCUUUAUGCAAUUAUGAACUUAAGGCAACAGUACCAGAUGAUGAUCCAAACUCGAUUACAGUGAUGUUCAGAAAUACUCACAACCAUGAAUAUCGUGCUGAAACAACUCGUUUACCAUCUCCAGUACGACAAUCUGUUUCUAAAUAUGUUCAUAUCUAG
Molecule: messenger RNA, 312 nt
Organism: Rotaria sp. Silwood2
Lineage: Eukaryota; Metazoa; Rotifera; Eurotatoria; Philodinida; Philodinidae
Source: the annotation of a GenBank genome assembly